Messenger RNA from Mycotypha africana, 354 nucleotides. RefSeq lists its product as uncharacterized. Gene Ontology annotation, cellular component: nucleolus. The record is from RefSeq and is a predicted model, not a curated record. The annotation marks the transcript as partial. Gene Ontology annotation, molecular function: nucleic acid binding; telomerase inhibitor activity. Lineage: Eukaryota; Fungi; Mucoromycota; Mucoromycetes; Mucorales; Mycotyphaceae. Gene Ontology annotation, biological process: regulation of ribosome biogenesis. The transcript has a single exon.
AUGGGAUUAGCUGGCCAGAAAGACAAACAACGCAUUAGUGCUGAUCCGAACAAUUUAUUUUGGAGUAAAGAUGAAUCAAAAUUCGGUUUUCGUAUGUUACAAAAGAUGGGUUGGGCACCCGGUAAAGGUCUUGGUGUGAACGAAGAUGGCCACAAAGAGCAUGUCAAGAUCCGCUUGAAGGAUAACAACUUGGGUGUAGGCGCGACAAAGAAGAAUAUUGAUAAUUGGCUUGGCAAUACCGAUGCAUUCUCCAGACUUUUAGCUGAUUUGAAUUCGCAAAGCAACUCUGAAGCUAGCAGCAUGAAUGGGGAUGAGAGUAUUGAAAGCAAGGACAAAUCAGAGACCACAAAUGUG